GACGCAAAGACGAGCCAGUUAAUCUUCGAUUUAUUAACAUCUGUUGUUUUAAAAUAUUUCUUCUUGGAUUUCUCUCUUCUUAAUAAUCGGCGUAUUUUUGGCUAGUCUCUUCACAAAUCAAAAGCAGUUAUUUUCGUCAUAUUCAAUCACCAGCGGUAAAUCAAUAUUGUUUUUGGUAUACCAUGCUAUAGUUUAGUUCAGAAUCAGUCUUAUUCUUCCGUCAAAAUAUUAGCCAAAUUCUGCAUGAAAUACUAGAAGGCUCUACUUACUAGAUUAGGCUACUCCUGAGUUUCAGUAUUAAUGCUUAUGUCUUCUGGUUGUGAAAUAAAAGAGCGCUGAACAGUAUUCUUUUGGUGUUUUCGUUCUCCAAUAUUAUUUACCAAUACAAUGUCUCGUGAAUUGCCAGAAAAGAGUUACAGAUUGUUUAAUAGAUAGUACUUGUGUCUCGAAUUUUUGGCUAAAAUGACGGUUUUAACUGUGCCGGCGUCUGAUCUAUUCAACAUAUCCAUAUCACUGGACAAAUCGCUAUUCACUGGAAUCAAGGAGGCCAAGAGCAAUGAGGACGCUAAAGACCAGGAUGAGGAUAACGGAGUCUCCACAGAAAUCUACCUUGUCAACAAGAGAAUGGAUCAGUGUCUGGGAACCCUCAGGCUAUCUCUCACUGCCACAGACAAACCAUCCACUCCUUUCCUCAAACCACAGAGCUCUGCCAGUAAAAUCGAGGUCUCUCGCAAAUCGGAGUCUAGUAGCUCCGAGUCUAGGCUGUCGGAGUCUAGGCAUUCAGAGUCAAUGUUUUCCGAGUCCAGAGUCCGAGAGUCAGAAAUUACAGAGAACCAGACGCUGAUAUCGUCAAAUGCUUCUUGCCAGAAGAAAAACUCAAAAUCUGCUUCAUUUCAAGGGCCUGCGGUAAUUAUAGACGACAGAGUAGAGGCAUCCGGGUCGCGUGAACCCCCUGCGAGAAAGACGUCUUUGUUCGCGGCGCUUCCGAAUUAUCAACCUAACAAAAUCACUGAUUUUACCCGUAAACUUUCGUGUGGGGCAAAUUUGACCCCGCGUGACAUUUCUCCUAUAACUGUUCAAACCAAAAGGGCUUGCUCUCCGGAUGAUUACUUAAGAGCUUCAAGUAUGUCUCGAGUUGUUGCCAUUCAAAGCGAAUUGAAAUCGCGCUCUAUAGUAUCGCCCACGUUAAUGAAAACAUACGGGGAUAAAUACGAAGACAGUCUGCCUCUUAGGAAAAGAUCUGCUAUGCGACCCAGUGGUGGUAGUUCUUUUAUGCAUCACCCUGAAUUGACAAGUUAUACUUCUCCCGUAAAAAUUGAACCAUGUGAAAAUAAAGAAGCCACUGGAAGCUCAGAGAAACUUAAAUUGUCUUCAGCGGAUCAAGAUAGCCAUGACAAUGAUAUGUCGUUAAAACGAAAAAGGAAGAUUUCUAUUUUUCAAGGCAGGCCCUCUGUUAUGAACUGGCAGCCAGAGGACAGAGACAGGUCGCCCUCGUUAGAGUCGACCGAGACAGAACGAGGGGUGGCUGCGGACGCCGACGACGAAGAGUACGAUGAGAACUCGGGCGGUGAUGCAGAAACGCAUGGACAUUUCAAAACAAUAGCCGGGUCUCCGGUUCCUAUGCAGGGUUCCAGUUUCGAUCAAGACGACGCGAAACGAAAAUGCUCGUUAUUCUAUAACGGUGAUUUCAACCCGUCCCAACUUGCGCAUGUUCCGGGAAACGAUGAUUACUAUCGCAAAAUUUCAGCGCUAAGUCUGGGUGGUAUAUCGUUUAAUCCAGAAGAUGGGUUUGAAAGUCUAGAUGAGUUGGAGGGUGAUGGAAGGGAUCCAAACACGACUCCUGUGAGGCUCAAAAAGAAAUCUUCAAUGAAAAUGGAGCCACCAGAUCCCAACGGGACUGUGCAAAACCGUCUGGAGAAAUCGGGAUUGUUGACAGUCAACCCAAAUAUGAUUCGAUCUAAUAUGAACGUUUCAUCCAAGCGCGAAAUAAUUCAAGGAAAUUCUGGGCUAAACGGCGCUAUGCUCCAAAAGAUGGUUCAUCCGGUGACAGUGGCAUUCUUACAGCAACAGCAGCAGCAGCAUCAACAACAGCAACAGUUAUUUCAGCAGGAGCAACGUCAUAUUAACCCUGUACCCAUGCUGCCAUUUGGUGCUGCACCAUCGCAACCCCAAAUUCCACAUCCAGUUCCACCACAGCAACUUCCCCAGAUGAUGCCACCCUUGCUUCAUGUUGCCCAGACAAACCAGGAUCCACAAUCAAUAUCUCCACAGAGCAUGUACUCUUCCGAUGGUGGCAACAGUUCCCCAGUUUCUACGACAUCAUUCGGAAACAUACAAGAAACAAUGGCUCAUAGACGGCGCCCAUCACUCACGCCAGAGCCUCAGUCAUCUACUUCCAAAAGCAUGUUCGGACGACCUUCGACAUCGGGAGGAGCAUAUGGUGCUCGUAGUAAUUCGGCAAGCGCAUCCGGAGGUCGCAUGGCCACCUGUGACCUGUGUCCGUAUCAAGCCAAACACCCCUACCAGAUCAAGUUGCAUAAGCGCAACUGUCACAGCGACGAAAGACCUUACCAGUGCAACUACUGCUGGUAUGCAAGUAAACAAAGAUGCAACCUCAAUCGCCAUAUUAGACAGGUGCACAGGCACGCAAACACUUUCUCCUCGUCCGCUUCAGUACCCAGCACAAAUCCGGGAACUCCCAGCAUGGGCACGCCCUUGGGGACGCCGGCGCCACGGAGUGUCACCGGGACAACAACACAUAUGAGCAACUUCGCCCACAGUUCCAUUUCAGACGCGAGUCUGGGAGCGAAACCGUAGAGUCAAUUAGUGUACCCUAUGUGUAGUAGUCUGCUAAAACUUGAAUUAUCAUUAUCAAUAUAAAAAAUACAAAACUUGAUAUUUUGUUAUAUUUUAACGUUUUAUGUAGUAUAUGUUGAACAUAUUUAAAUAUGCGUUUCUUGUUAUAAUAGCUAGAUUUGUGUUUGUCGUCGCUUGUUGAUUGAACAAUAUCGUCGUUCUUUUUUCAAUUCAACAGUUGCUUUAUCAGUGUGAUGGCGUCGUGAUUCACCCGAAAAUGUUCUUUGAAGUGUCAUCUUAAAGUUGUGAAGUACCUAUCUGUUAUCUGACAAAUAUGCUAUUUAAAAAUGGUUAGUUACUUAUCAUGUUUCAUAACUUCAAAUCUAAACAAGACUUGAAAA
Molecule: messenger RNA, 3197 nt
Organism: Symsagittifera roscoffensis
Lineage: Eukaryota; Metazoa; Xenacoelomorpha; Acoela; Convolutidae
Exons: 3
Coding region: 463-2817 (784 amino acids)
Source: RefSeq, a predicted model, not a curated record